Messenger RNA from Aedes albopictus (Asian tiger mosquito), 2624 nucleotides. RefSeq names its product phenoloxidase 2-like. Lineage: Eukaryota; Metazoa; Arthropoda; Insecta; Diptera; Culicidae. The record is from RefSeq and is a predicted model, not a curated record. The transcript has 4 exons. Gene Ontology annotation, molecular function: oxidoreductase activity. The coding region runs from base 62 to 2131 and encodes 689 amino acids.
GUCAUCAGUACGUUUCAAGCAUCCAAUAGACUCAGUGCUCUUGUGUUUCCUGUGCGAAAAAAUGACCGACGCCAGCAACUUACUUGCUCUGUUACAGCGUCCUCUGGAGCCAACUUUCCUCCCGAAAGACGACGGAAAAACGGUCAUCGAUGUUCCAGAUGAUUUCCUAACCGACCGUUAUCGUCCGAUCGGUGCUGAAUUGCAGUCUCGGUUCUCCAGCGAUGCCGAGCAACGAAUUCCCAUUCGUAGCACGGCCCCACCGGAUCUCACAUUCGCCGAUGGAAUCGACCGCCGCGGAGCAUUCUCGCUGUUUAUUCCGAAACAUCGGGACGCUGCUGCCGCGUUGAUCACCCUGUUCGUGUCCCAGCCUGAUGUGCAGUCGUUGAUGAGCGUGGCAACAUAUAGCCGCGAUCGUUUGAAUCCUGUGCUGUUCCAGUAUGCGCUGGCCGUUGCCAUCCAGCAUCGCCCAGACACUAAGGACGUCAACAUCCCAUCCAUUGUUUCACUGUUCCCGGAUCAGUUCGUAGAUCCAUCUGUGUUUCCAAAGUUGCGCGAAGAAGGAUCAGUUGUUCAGCGUGCUAAUAGGAUGGUGAUUGACAUUCCGCCGAAUUACACGGCUUCCGAUCGCGAGGAAGAACAACGCCUUGCCUAUUUCCGAGAAGACAUCGGUGUCAACAUGCACCACUGGCAUUGGCACUUGGUCUACCCUGGAGAUGGUCCCGAUGCGGUGGUCCGAAAGGAUCGUCGUGGAGAGCUGUUUUUCUACAUGCACAGUCAGUUGAUUGCUCGGUACAACAUUGAACGUUUCUGCAACCGUCUGGCACGUGUUAAAAGUCUGACAAAUCUGCGCGAACCGAUUCCUGAGGCAUACUUCCCCAAGAUGAUCCGUAGCUCCAAUGCUCGAUCAUAUCCUGGUAGACAUGCCAAUAUUACAUUGCAGGAUGUUAAUCGAGUGGACAAUAAUACGAAUGUGCAGGUUAACGACCUAGAACGUUGGCGCGAUCGUAUUUUGGAAGCUAUCGAUCAAGGAUUUGUAUUGGACACACAGGGUAAUAGGAUUCCGUUAGAUGAGACCAAAGGAAUUGAUAUUCUGGGAGACAUUGUUGAGGCUUCAAGCUUGUCUCCAAAUCAGCGUUUGUACGGUAGUCUGCACAAUAUGGGACACAACGUCAUUGCCUACAUUCACGAUCCUGACUAUCGGUAUCUGGAAGAUUACGGCGUAAUGGGUGAUGUAACCACUGCUAUGCGUGAUCCAAUUUUCUACCGCUGGCAUGGAUUCAUCGAUCAGGUGUUCCGCCGUUUCAAGGACUCGCUUAAUCCGUACACCUCUUCUGAUUUGUCUUUCCCUGGAGUUACCGUCAACUCCGUUGGAGUUCAGCUGAAUCGCGCCAACACUCCACCCAAUGUGCUUCUGACCUACUGGCAACGGUCGCAGGUUGAUCUGGCUUCCGGUCUGGACUUCGGACCCGAGGGUAAUGUGUUUGCGUCGUUCACUCAUUUGCAACAUGCACCAUUCGCUUUCCGGGUGGAGAUCAACAACGACACCGGUGCUGUUCGACGAGGAACCCUGAGAAUCUGGUUGGCGCCCAAGGUGGACGAGCGUGGCACACCGCUAACGUUCCAGGAACAGAGGACGUACUUUGUGGAGAUGGACACUUCGACUGUGACGCUGAACCCCGGAGUCAACACCAUCGUACGCCGUUCGGACCAAUCCAGCGUCACGAUCCCGUACGAACGGACUUUCCGUUCCGUGGGCACCAGCACUCAGCCCAGUGAUCCGAAUGCGUUGGCUCAGUUCCGAUUCUGCGGCUGCGGUUGGCCCCAGCAUAUGUUGGUACCGAAGGGAGCCGUCGGCGAUGGCGUUCAGUUCGAUAUCUUUGCCAUGGUGACAGACUACAUGCAGGAUGCUGUGGAUAAGUCAUCGGAUACGCUUGGACCAUGUGACGAUGCGCACUCGUUCUGCGGUUUGCGCGAUAAGCUCUACCCGGACCGUCGAGCCAUGGGAUUCCCCUUCGAUCGCAAGGUUGCUGCAACGGUCGCCACGCUGGACGACUUUGUCACCCCCAACUCGAACAUGAGGACCAAUUCCAUUCGGGUGCGGUACAGCAACACUAUUAUCGCUCGUGCUUAGACUUCUUUCGUUCAAUUAUAAUAAAAAUACUUUCUUUACUUUUGUACCCGUAAUUGAUUUCAAAUAAAAACAAUUGCAACUCCAACUAUGAAUCACUGUUCUGUUUCACUGAAAGUUUUCGGCAAAUGGUUUGGAACGAUCUCCCACCGGUCGUUGAUGGGCAGCCAGGUGUCGAAGCUUGGCGCUGGCAGGAAGUGCAUCCGUUCGGGUUCGUUGGGUGACGACGAUGAAGGUGCGCUGAAGACUUUGUUCAGCGUGUUCACCAGUAUUUGUAUCGGCUGCCCCGGUUGAUAAGAGUUGUAAGUAUUUUCGUAUGUCAUUUCGGCCGUGAGAACAAACGGUAGCCAAAGUAGCCACACGAGAGCUACGAUAAAACGUUGGGAAGCGAGCAUUACCGCAAUGUAAGAACCGCAAAGUUAGACUAAAUGAUGUGGAGGAGUUUCUCUUUUCGGGUUUCGGUUUGCGUGAGACGGCGAAGAGUUGAAACAGAUGU